AUGAGAUUGAAACUCGCUGAGGAAGACGUAGAUCUAGCCGCUACAUGCGGGAUCACGAACGUUGAUCCCAACACCAUAGACGAUUAUUAUAACGGCGAAAAGAUAGUUGUCAAACGUACCGUGGCAACGUCAUCUUCGCAAGAGGAGGAGUCGCGUGUCAGCGACUCUGAGAUUCUUCGCAAAUACGACUUUGACGCUGACCAAUCAACCUCCAGCUCAGGUGCGUGUCGUGAGCCGGAGACCAGCACUAUGGAUUCCGAUCGCGACGAUGAAGCAAUAAGCGAGGUUACCAGAUUGCUGAGACGAAGUUUCCAUUCAAUCGCGUCGUCGGAUACAUUAUCAGGCGGGCCGUCUCUCGCAGACGGUUUCACGACACCAAUUGUUACGAGCUUAGGUGUUACGCCGUUGAAACGCGCCGCGUCGAUGGACAUUGACGAGGAAGAGAGCGAAACUCUAACUAAAAAAAAUUUGGACCACGUUCGGAAAUGGUUCAGUGAGUUGCAGUCGCUGGAAUCUGUCGAUCCAGUACCGUACUCCUGCAACACUCCGAUGGCAAUAGAGGCGGAUACCAAUGCGUCUUCUGGAGAUAUUAGUAUUCAAUGUGCAUCGGGUGGCAUAUCGAACAUUAAUAAUCUCCCAGCAGCAUCGAUAUCUGCCUCUAGCGACAAUGAUGUUCGUCCAUCAUCUUCGGGGAUGGACAAAAAAUCCAGGCGUAUUGUGGAAGUAUUAGAAGAAGGCAGUGAAUUUGACUCGGACUUUGAUGACGAGUACAACAUUGAUGAAUUCGCUGUCUCCGCUGGUGCUGGUCGAGACAUUCCGGAAGACGACGAGCUAAAUGAACCUGAGCGUAACAUAGUAAAUACUGUAUCAAAAGCAAUGGAUGAAGCUAUCGAUCGUCAGGUUACCGUGUCGACCGAUUUCGUCUGGCAAAGUAACUUUGAUACGUUCGGUGGUGUACCCGAAGAGUUUUCGGGUCCCACCCCCGGACCUAUCACUGAUUAUGAUACGCCCUAUGAAGCUUUUACGGAUAUUUGA
Molecule: messenger RNA, 1035 nt
Organism: Parnassius apollo (apollo)
Lineage: Eukaryota; Metazoa; Arthropoda; Insecta; Lepidoptera; Papilionidae
Source: the annotation of a GenBank genome assembly